Adelges cooleyi (spruce gall adelgid) is the source of this 670-nucleotide messenger RNA. RefSeq lists its product as uncharacterized. NCBI's taxonomy places the organism in Eukaryota, Metazoa, Arthropoda, Insecta, Hemiptera, Adelgidae. The transcript is spliced from 9 exons. The record is from RefSeq and is a predicted model, not a curated record. Bases 50 to 670 code for a protein of 206 amino acids.
ACCGGAACUUGCAGAUACACAUAAUUAUGCCUGUCUAAGUGAUGCCAUAAUGACAGAAAAACAUACUUUACAACAGGAAAUAAUUAAGAUAGAAACUUUAAAACGCAACGAAUUUGGCGAAAAGGCGAAAAGUUGUAUUAAUCAAAAUGUUAAAAAAAUAGGUAUCAAUGGAGUGGUAUGUACUCCGAAUAAUAACAAAAAUCAAAAAAUUUCUCUGGCUGCUGUUCCAAGUUCAAGCAAAAGUAGUACUCCUAAUGAUGAUGAGAGAAAUAGAAUUUACGAAGCUACUAGUUCUCAAACUACACAAUUGAAAGAACUUGGAAAGGCGAGAAGAGAUUAUACUGAAAACGUCAUAAUAAAUGUACUUAAAAAAAAAAUAGCUGAAAUCUACUCGCAUAACCCGACGUAUCCUAGUCAUAGAAUUUGUGUUUUGAUAGCAAUAUGGGUUAGUCUAAAAACAACUUCAAACACGUCUUGUACAUAUUAUAGUGGUGUAUGUAAAGUGCAACUGUUAGGGAAUCUAGUCAAAAAUACUGUAAUGUACAGAAGAUUCAGCAACAAUUACUACCAAGUACCAGCAAACGACAUUGGUGAUCAAAUGCAAACACUAACUGCACAACUACAACAGAAUUUAAGUAUUCCACUUGAAUUAACACCUGAAAACGAAUGA